Paramecium tetraurelia is the source of this 600-nucleotide messenger RNA. RefSeq lists its product as uncharacterized. NCBI's taxonomy places the organism in Eukaryota, Ciliophora, Oligohymenophorea, Peniculida, Parameciidae. The transcript is spliced from 2 exons. The record is from RefSeq and is a predicted model, not a curated record.
AUGGACUAACCAAGACAUGUUUUCAAGAGAGUAAAGGAGCGUUCUAUAAUGGAUGCUAAAUAAAGUGUUGAUGAAUGGCGAAAGUUAUUCAAGAAUGGCGAAACUGAUCAAAAUGGAAAUAAGAUUAAAUACAGUCUUAAAUAGGCUGCUGAGAAGGUUGGUGUACCAAAAAAGACUUUAGAAGAUUAUCAUUAGUUAUUAAAAAAAGCUGAGUAAUUCCUCGACUUGAAUGAAGUCGGGAAUUAAAAGAUGGGUUAUUUGAGAGGUUUUUUAAAAUGUAAACAACAGCAACAAACGGGAUCAGAUAUUUUGUCAGGCAAGGAUUAAAAUAUCGACAGCAGUGACUAUAUGGAGGAAGAGGAUGAAUUCAAGCAGCAAUAAUAAUAAUAAUAAUUUCAUUAUGAAGAGAUGAUAGUGGAGGGAGAUGUGCGUUGUUAUUACAUGGAGGAUUAAUCUGACUUCAUCUAAUAGCAUGUUCAAACUGUCGUGAUCCACCAUUAACUAAAUUAUGAUAAUAAAUUAGAUAUUCCGUACGGCGAUUGCGAUGAUUGCGAUGAUUUCGAUGAUUGCGAAACAGAUGAUGAAUUUGAUAAUGAAUGA